Molecule: messenger RNA, 2190 nt
Organism: Ricinus communis (castor bean)
Lineage: Eukaryota; Viridiplantae; Streptophyta; Magnoliopsida; Malpighiales; Euphorbiaceae
Product: late embryogenesis abundant protein D-29
Exons: 2
Coding region: 120-836 (238 amino acids)
Source: RefSeq, a predicted model, not a curated record
UUGUUUUCACAAUUCGCUUAUUAUUGCUCGUACUUGUGCUGCACGAUAUAGUCGCCAUCUCUCACAUUGAAAAUUAGGAGCACUGUAGAUCAGCAGCAGCAUUAACACAAGGACCGCAGAUGAUGAUAAUGGCAUUUAAGAGACAGUCUCGGGUGUUGGUUUGGCUGGGGAUUGUGAUGGCGGUUAUGUAUUUUGCAAGUUGUAAUUGCUCGAGCGUCGACCAUAUGCCCUCCACAAGCGAGGAAAGUGAAGAUUUUCAGAAGGUGAAAGGAAAGGGUGAAGAAGCAGAGGAAAAGGCAGCAGAGAAAGCUAAAGAGGCUAGAGAAAAUACAGAGACAUGGACGGAAUGGGCUAAGGAGAAAAUCUCUGAGACGAUUGGACGCAAGCAAGAUGAAGCCAAGGAGAUUGCUAAGAAAGCCUCUGAUACAGCCGCUGAUACAGCUAAGAGGACUAAAGAGAAAGUUUCUGAGAAAACUGAAGAAAUGAAGGAUGCUGCAACUGAGAAGGCGAAAGAAAUGACGAAAGCGGCUAAAGAGAAGGCGAGGGAAAUGACAAAUGCAGCGAAGGAGAAGGUGAGCGGGACAACAGAGGAAGCAAAAGAGAAGGCGUACGAAGCAAAGAGAAGGGCAGAGGAGAAGGCAGAGGAAGCAAGAGAGAGGUCGAGGAGUGCGGCGUGGGAGAAAACAGCAGAAGCGAAAGAAGCAGCAAGGAAGGCGAGUGAAGAGGCUAAAGAAAUGGGGAACAGGAUUAAGGAAGAAAGCGAGAAGGAAGGAGAGGAGGAAGUGAGAGAAGGUGCAAAGGAAAAAGCAGAGCAGUUGAAGGACGAAGAGCUGUGAGCGGGUGGGUUUUGUAAUUUGCAAGUUUAGAGUUGGGGUUGCGUUUUGAAUUUGGAAUAGUUUGUUGUUGUAUUAUAAUACAGAGAGUUGAUAGUGGAGCAAAAGCCUUUUGCUAUAAUAGAAAGAGAGUUGUGGGUUUGGAUGAUUUGCGUUGUUGGGCCUGGGCCUGGGCCUGGGUUGAAUGAAUAAUAAGAUGAAGUUUAAAAAACAUUAGGAGCAAGCAGCAACUUUUGGUAUUUGCAUGUGAAGACGAGUAAUUGCUUUUUGUGUGUGUGGUUCCCAUAAUAUAAUGAGACUCGUACCCAAUUAGUGUGGGUGGAAGUAUCAUUAAGGGAAAUAUAUACGUAAUUCUGUGUCAUUCAAAAGCCCCUAUAGCCUACGGGAGAGAGAGAUCACAUUUAAAGAUAGAUGUUGUGUGAUUUGAGUAGGAAAGGCAUUUAUUGAAGUUAUUGUUGGAGUAGGUCACGGUACUUUUUUUAUAAGAUUUAUUAGACGACGAGUUUUAGAGGAUGGUUGUUGAGAUAUUAAACACGUGAAUGUUUGGUUUUAUGUAAUAAUAAUAAUAAUAAUAAAUUCCAUAUGGGGUGGAGGAAAGCAUUGAAAUAAUUGGUUGAUAUUUGUAUUAUUAUACUAAUACACCCUUGGGGAAAGAGUCACGUAAAUCACACAAAUAAUAUGAGGAACCUCUCUUUGCUUGCUUGUAAAGGGAUCCACACUAAUAAAGACUCCUCUUAUUUUUUUAUUAAAUUAAAUAUAAAUAGACAAAAAUAAAAGAAAUGGAGUCAAAUAAAUGGGUUUGUGUGUGAUAUUGAAUGACGAAAGAAACUUCAAAAUAAGCAAACCCAAGAAUAUGGAUAAUUAUCAUUUAAUACCAAAACUAUUAAUUAACAAACACAUAAUGACGCAGAAAUACUCAUCAACAUGGACAUAACGUGUGGGCAAAAUCUCUCUCUCUCUCAUAAAUCAAAAUUACAAUAAUAUCAGCAAUCUCUAAUUGAUUUUAACUGUUUCAACGGUAUCUGGUUUUCUCUCCACAGCCAGAGCUUAUACAUAAUCCAACUCUCUCUCUCUCUCUCUCUAUCCAACCCAACAACUCCAUACAAUCUCCAUAUUAUCCCAAAUCAUAUCUUAUAUUCAACAUAACAAUUAUUAUUAAACACCACACCCCCAACUGUGAAUGGUGACACACCAGCACCACAACGGAAUGCGACUUGGUAACUACGAGCUCGGUCGGACUCUGGGCGAAGGUAAUUUUGGAAAAGUCAAAUUAGCUAAGAACAUCGACUCCGGCCUUCCUUUCGCUGUCAAGAUCCUCGAGAAGAACAGGAUCAUCCAUCUCAACAUCUCCGAUCAG